GCUCGGGGCACUUGGCUUAAGUAAGGGCGCCGCGCUACCUGCCUGCUGCUGGGCGGGGGGAAGGCGGCAAGAGCUGGGGAGCGCCUGGAACGCUUCAGAUUCUCCAUCUGUGUCAGCGGUGAACCGGCCCAUUGUAAAGAGAUCAGGAAUCGCUGGCUCCAGGAGUCCCUAUCCCAGCCCCUUCGCCUGACUCUUUCUCUGGCUCCCGCGGUCCUUCUGAGAGAUGAUGGUACAUAAGAGCUUCCAGGAACGCUGCGCUGUGGGAUAGAGGAAUGAGUCUCACCAUGGCCUUCUGGACACAGCUGAUGCUGCUGCUCUGGAAGAAUUCCAUGUAUCGCCGGAGACAGCCGGUCCAGCUUCUGGUCGAAUUGCUGUGGCCUCUCUUCCUCUUCUUCAUCCUGGUGGCUGUUCGCCACUCCCACCCGCCCCUGGAGCACCAUGAAUGCCACUUCCCCAACAAGCCACUGCCAUCGGCGGGCACCGUGCCCUGGCUCCAGGGUCUCAUCUGUAACAUGAACAACACCUGCUUCCCACAGCUGACACUGGGCGAGGAGCCCGGGCGUCUGAGCAACUUCAACAAUUCCCUGGUCUCCCGGCUGCUAGCCGAUGCCCGCACUGUGCUGGGAGGGGCCGGUGCCCACAGGACGCUGGCUGGCCUGGGGAAGCUGAUCGCCAUGCUGAGGGCUGCACCCAGCACAGCCCGGCCUCAACCAACCAAGGAGUCUCCACUGGAACCACCUAUGCUGGACGUCGCGGAGCUGCUGACGUCAUUGCUGCGCACGGAAUCCCUGGGGUUGGCACUGGGCCAAGCCCAGGAGCCCUUGCAGAGCUUGUUGGAGGCAGCUGAGGACCUGGCCCAGGAGAUCCUGGCACUGCCUAGCCUGGUGGAGCUUCAGGCACUGCUGCACAGACCCCGAGGGACUGGUGGGCCCCUGGAGUUGCUGUCUGAGGCCCUCUGCAGUGCCAGGGGACCUAGCAGCGCAGUGGGCCCCUCCCUCAACUGGUACGAGGCUAGUGACCUGAUGGAGCUGGUGAGGCAGGAGCCAGAAUCGGCCCUGCCGGACAGCAGCCUGAGCCCCGCCUGCUCAGAGCUGAUUGGAGCCCUGGACAACCAUCCGCUGUCCCGCCUGCUCUGGAGACGCCUGAAGCCUCUGAUCCUGGGGAAGCUGCUGUUUGCACCAGAUACACCUUUUACCCGGAAGCUCAUGGCCCAGGUGAACCAGACCUUUGAGGAGCUGGCCCUGCUGAGGGAUGUCCAGGAGGUGUGGGAGGUGCUGGGACCCCAGAUCUUCACCUUCAUGAACGACAGUUCCAAUGUGGCCAUGCUGCAGCGGCUCCUGCAAAUGCAGGACGAAGGAAGAAGGCAGCCCAGGCCUGGAGGCCAGGACCACAUGGAGGCCCUGCGAUCCUUCCUGGACCCUGGGAGCGGUGGCUACAGCUGGCAGGACGCACAUGCUGAUGUGGGGCGCCUGGUGGGCACGCUGGGCCGAGUGGCGGAGUGCCUGUCCUUGGACAAGCUGGAGGCGGCACCCUCAGAGGCAGCCCUGGUGUCGCGGGCCCUGCAACUGCUCGCGGAACAUCGAUUCUGGGCCGGCGUCGUCUUCUUGGGACCUGAGGAUUCUUCAGACCCCACAGAACACCCAACCCCACACCUGGGCCCGGGUCACGUGCGCAUCAAAAUCCGCAUGGACAUUGACGUGGUCACCAGGACCAAUAAGAUCAGGGACAGGUUUUGGGACCCUGGCCCAGCUGCGGACCCCUUGACCGACCUGCGCUACGUAUGGGGCGGCUUCGUGUACCUGCAGGACCUGGUGGAGCGCGCAGCCGUCCGCGUGCUCAGCGGCGCCGCCCCCCGGGCCGGCCUCUACCUGCAGCAGAUGCCCUAUCCGUGCUAUGUGGAUGACGUGUUCCUGCGUGUGCUGAGCCGGUCGCUGCCGCUCUUCCUGACGCUGGCCUGGAUCUACUCCGUGACGCUGACGGUGAAGGCCGUGGUGCGGGAAAAGGAGACACGGCUGCGGGACACCAUGCGCGCCAUGGGGCUCAGCCGCGGGGUGCUCUGGCUCGGCUGGUUCCUCAGCUGCCUUGGGCCCUUCCUGCUCAGCGCCGCGCUGCUGGUUCUGGUGCUCAAGCUGGGGGACAUCCUCCCCUACAGCCACCCGGGCGUGGUCUUCGUGUUCUUGGCGGCCUUCGCCGUGGCCACGGUGACCCAGAGCUUCCUGCUCAGCGCCUUCUUUUCCCGCGCCAACCUGGCUGCGGCCUGCGGCGGCCUGGCCUACUUCUCCCUCUAUCUGCCCUACGUGCUGUGCGUGGCUUGGCGGGACCGGCUGCCGGCGGGUGGCCGCGUGGCCGCGAGCCUGCUGUCGCCCGUGGUCUUCGGCUUCGGCUGCGAGAGCCUGGCGCUGCUGGAGGAGCAGGGCGAGGGCGCGCAAUGGCACAACGUGGGCACCCAGCCCACAGCAGACGUCUUCAGCCUGGCCCAGGUCUCUGGCCUUCUGCUGCUGGACGCGGCGCUCUACAGCCUCGCCACCUGGUACCUGGAAGCUGUGUGCCCAGUGCUGGUGGAGGAGGCACCGCCUGGCCUGAGUCCUGGGGUCUCCGUUCGCGGCCUGGAGAAGCACUUUGCUGGCAGCCCGCAGCCAGCCCUGCGGGGACUCAGCCUGGAUUUCUACCAGGGCCACAUCACCGCCUUCCUGGGCCACAACGGGGCCGGCAAGACCACGACACUGUCCAUCUUGAGUGGUCUCUUCCCACCCAGUGGUGGCUCUGCAUUCAUCCUGGGCCACGACGUCCGCUCCAGCAUGACCGCCAUCCGGCCCCACCUGGGCAUCUGUCCCCAGUACAACGUGUUGUUUGACAUGCUGACCGUGGGCGAGCACAUCUGGUUCUAUGGGCGGCUGAAGGGUCUGAGUGCCGCUGCGGUGGGUCCCGAGCAGCACCGUCUGCUGCAGGACGUGGGGCUGGUCUCCAAGCAGAGUGUGCAGACUCGCCACCUCUCUGGUGGGAUGCAACGGAAGCUGUCUGUGGCCAUUGCCUUUGUGGGCGGCUCCCAGGUUGUUUUCCUGGAUGAGCCGACAGCUGGUGUGGAUCCUGCUUCCCGCCGCGGCAUUUGGGAGCUGCUGCUCAAAUACCGAGAAGGUCGCACACUGAUCCUCUCCACCCACCACCUGGAUGAGGCGGAGCUGCUGGGAGACCGUGUGGCUGUGGUGGCGGGGGGUCGCUUGUGCUGCUGUGGCUCCCCACUCUUCCUGCGUCGUCAACUGGGCUCCGGCUACUACCUGACGCUAGUGAAGGCCCGCCUGCCCCUGACCACCAAUGAGAAGGCUGACACUGACAUGGAGGGCAGCAUGGACACCAGGCAGGAAAAGAAGAAUGGCAGCCAGGGCAGCAGAGUCGGCACUCCUCAGCUGCUGGCCCUGGUGCAGCACUGGGUGCCCGGGACACGGCUGGUGGAGGAGCUGCCACACGAACUGGUGCUGGUGCUGCCCUACACGGGUGCCCAUGACGGCAGCUUCGCCACACUCUUCCAAGAGCUAGACACGCGGCUGGCAGAGCUGAGCCUCACUGGCUACGGGAUCUCCGACACCAGCCUCGAGGAGAUCUUCCUGAAGGUGGUGGAGGACUAUGCUGCGGACACAAAUACGGAGGAUGGCAGCUGUGGGCAGCACCCGUGCACGGGCAUUGCUGGCCUAGAUGUGACCCUGCGGCUCAAGAUGCCACCGGAAGAGACAGCGCUGGAGAAUGGGGAGCCAGCUGGGUCAGCCCCAGAGACCCAGGCCCUGCAGGGCUCUGGGCCAGACACCGUGGGCCGGGUACAGGGCUGGGCACUGACCCGCCAGCAGCUCCAGGCCCUGCUUCUCAAGCGCUUUCUGCUUGCCCGCCGCAGCCGCCGCGGCCUGUUCGCGCAGAUCGUGCUGCCUGCCCUCUUUGUGGGCCUGGCCCUUGUGUUCAGCCUCAUCGUGCCUCCAUUCGGGCACUACCCGGCUCUGCGGCUCAGUCCCACCAUGUACGGUGCUCAGGUGUCUUUCUUCAGCGAGGACGCCCCGGGGGACCCUGGACGUGCCCGGCUGCUUGAGGCACUGCUGCAGGAGGCAGGACUGGAGGAGCCCUCCGUGCAGAAUAGCUCCAACAGGUUCUCGGCACCAGAAGUUCCUGCUGAAGUGGCCAAGGUCUUGGCCAGUGGCAACUGGACCCCAGAGUCUCCUUCCCCAGACUGCCAGUGUAGCCGGCCCGGCGCCCGGCGCCUGUUGCCCGACUGCCCGGCUGCAGCUGGUGGUCCCCCUCCGCCCCAGGCAGUGAGCAGCUCCGGGGAAGUGAUUCAGAACCUGACGGGCCGGAACCUAUCUGACUUCCUGGUCAAGACCUACCCGCGCCUGGUGCGCCAGGGCCUGAAGACUAAGAAGUGGGUGAAUGAGGUCAGGUAUGGAGGAUUCUCGCUGGGGGGCCGAGACCCAAGCCUGCCCUCGGGCCAAGAGUUGGGCCACUCAGUGGAGGAGUUGCGGGCGCUGCUAAGCCCCUUGCCUGGCGGGGCCCUCGACCGUGUCCUGAAUAACCUCACAGCCUGGGCUCACAGCCUGGAUUCUCAGGACAGCCUCAAGAUCUGGUUCAACAACAAAGGUUGGCACUCCAUGGUGGCCUUUGUCAACCGAGCCAACAACGCACUCCUACGUGCUCACCUGCCCCUAGGCUCGGCCCGCCACACCCACAGCAUCACCACACUCAACCACCCCUUGAACCUCACCAAGGAGCAGCUGUCUGAGGCCGCACUGAUGGCCUCCUCGGUGGAUGUCCUCGUCUCCAUCUGUGUGGUCUUUGCCAUGUCCUUCGUCCCGGCCAGCUUCACUCUUGUCCUCAUUGAGGAGCGAGUCACCCGAGCCAAGCACCUGCAGCUCAUGGGGGGCCUGUCCCCCACCCUCUACUGGCUAGGCAACUUUCUCUGGGACAUGUGUAACUAUUUGGUGCCAGCGUGCAUCGUGGUGCUCAUCUUUCUGGCCUUCCAGCAGAGGGCAUAUGUGGCCCCUGCCAACCUGCCUGCUCUCCUGCUGUUGCUACUACUGUAUGGCUGGUCGAUCACACCGCUCAUGUACCCAGCCUCCUUCUUCUUCUCCGUGCCCAGCACGGCCUAUGUGGUACUCACCUGCAUAAACCUCUUUAUUGGCAUCAAUGGAAGUAUGGCCACCUUUGUGCUGGAGCUCUUCUCUGAUCAGAAGCUGCAGGAGGUGAGCCGGAUCUUGAAACAGGUCUUCCUUAUCUUCCCCCACUUCUGCUUGGGCCGGGGGCUCAUCGACAUGGUGCGGAACCAGGCCAUGGCUGAUGCCUUUGAGCGCUUGGGAGACAGGCAGUUCCAGUCACCCCUGCGCUGGGAGGUGGUCGGCAAGAACCUCUUGGCCAUGGUGAUACAGGGUCCCGUCUUCCUUCUCUUCACACUGCUGCUGCAGCACCGAAGCCAACUCCUGCCACAACCCAAGGUGAGGUCCCUGCCACCCCUGGGAUUGGAGGAUGAGGAUGUAGCCCGUGAACGGGAGCGGGUGGUCCGAGGAGCCACCCAGGGAGAUGUGUUGGUGCUGAGGAACUUGACCAAGGUGUACCAUGGGCAGAAGAUGCCAGCUGUUGACCGUUUGUGCCUGGGGAUCCCCCCUGGUGAGUGUUUUGGACUGCUGGGCGUGAACGGAGCAGGGAAAACGUCCACGUUUCGCAUGGUGACUGGGGACAUAUUGGCCAGCGGGGGCGAGGCUGUGCUGGCAGGCCACAGCGUGGCCCAGGAACCCAGUGCUGCACACCUCAGCAUGGGCUACUGCCCUCAAUCCGAUGCCAUCUUUGAGCUGCUGACGGGCCGUGAGCACCUGGAGCUGUUUGCGCGCCUGCGCGGUGUCCCGGAGACCCAGGUUGCCCAGACUGCUGGCUCGGGCCUAGCGCGCCUGGGACUCUCAUGGUACGCAGACCGGCCUGCAGGCACCUACAGCGGAGGGAACAAACGCAAGCUGGCGACGGCCGUGGCACUGGUUGGGGACCCAGCCAUGGUGUUUCUGGACGAGCCGACCACAGGCAUGGACCCCAGCGCACGGCGCUUCCUCUGGAACAGCCUUUUGGCCGUGGUGCGGGAGGGCCGUUCAGUGAUGGUCACCUCCCACAGCAUGGAGGAGUGUGAAGCGCUCUGCUCGCGCCUGGCCAUCAUGGUGAAUGGGCGGUUCUGCUGCCUGGGCAGCCCGCAACAUCUCAAGGGCAGAUUCGCGGCCGGCCACACACUGACCCUGCGGGUUCCCGCCGAGAGGUCCCAGCUGGCAGCGGCCUUCGUGGCGGCCGAGUUCCCUGGGGCGGAGCUGCGUGAGGCACACGGAUGCCGCCUGCGCUUCCAGCUGCCGCCGGGAGGGCGCUGCGCCCUGGCGCGCGUCUUUGGAGUGCUGGCGGUGCACGGCGCAGAGCACGGGGUGGAGGACUUUUCUGUGAGCCAGACGAUGCUGGAGGAGGUAUUCUUGUACUUCUCCGAGGACCAGGGGAAGGAUGAGGACGCAGAGGAGCACAAGGAGGCAGGAGUGGGAGUGGACCCCGCGCCAGGCCUGCAGCGCCCCAAACGCAUCAGCCAGUUUCUCGAUGACACUAGCACUGAGGAGACUGUGCUCUGAACCUCCCUCCCCUGCAGGGCCGUGGGGAGGCCCUGGGAAUGGCAAGGGCAGGGUAGAGUGCCCAGGCGCCCUGGACUUAGGCUGGCAGAGGGGCUGGUGCCCUGGAGAAAAUAAAGAGAAGGCUGGAGAGAAGCGGUGGUGGUGAAA
Cercocebus atys (sooty mangabey) is the source of this 6767-nucleotide messenger RNA. It is a transcript of the gene ABCA7, whose product is annotated as ATP-binding cassette, sub-family A (ABC1), member 7. Gene Ontology annotation, biological process: phospholipid efflux; cholesterol efflux; transmembrane transport. Gene Ontology annotation, cellular component: intracellular membrane-bounded organelle; membrane. The record is from RefSeq and is a predicted model, not a curated record. The transcript is spliced from 48 exons. Bases 273 to 6620 code for a protein of 2115 amino acids. NCBI's taxonomy places the organism in Eukaryota, Metazoa, Chordata, Mammalia, Primates, Cercopithecidae. Gene Ontology annotation, molecular function: ABC-type transporter activity; phosphatidylcholine floppase activity; ATP hydrolysis activity.